GGGCCGCAGCUCCGGCGCCCGUCCCGCCGCCGGCCCAGCAUCUGUUCGGCGACCCGGCUGAGACCGAGGCGCUGCGCGGGAACCUGCUCGCUUGGUACGACAGAUGCAAGAGGGACCUUCCCUGGAGGAGACUGGCAGCAGCUGAGCCAGAUGCCAACAGACGAGCGUAUGCAGUAUGGGUGUCUGAGGUCAUGCUCCAGCAGACACAGGUGGCUACAGUGAUCAACUACUACAACCGCUGGAUGCAGAAGUGGCCGACGCUGCAGGCUCUGGCACAAGCAUCCCUGGAAGAGGUGAAUGAGCUGUGGGCUGGACUUGGCUACUACUCGAGAGGAAAGCGUCUGCAAGAGGCAGCAAGGAAGGUGGUGUCCGAGCUGGCCGGCCAGAUGCCCAGGACAGCCGAGGACCUGCAGAAGCUGCUGCCAGGAGUGGGCCGAUACACGGCAGGAGCCAUCGCGUCCAUCUCGUAUGGGCAGGCUACCGGCGUCGUGGACGGGAACGUGAUCCGGGUCCUGUGCCGCCUGCGGUGCAUCGGCGCCGACUCCAGCAGCCCGGCUGUCCUUGAGCAGCUCUGGGACAUGGCCAAUGCCUUGGUAGACAGGAGUCGCCCAGGGGAUUUUAACCAAGCCCUGAUGGAACUGGGGGCAACUGUGUGCGUGCCCAAGGCUCCGCUGUGUGAGGAGUGCCCUGUGAAGCAGCACUGCCGAGCACGCCGCAGGGUGGAGAAGGAGCUGGCUUUUGCCUCUCGGAAGCUCCUUGGAAAAGCUACCCCAGUGCCUGAUGUAGAGGACUGCAGUGUCGUGGGCUGCCCCCUGUGCCCCCCAGCUGCAGAGCCGUGGGACAGCAGCCUGGGGGUGACCAACUUCCCCCGGCAAGCGAAAUUUUUUUUAACAGCCACGUGUGUGCUGGAACGGAGGGGCUGCCACGGGGCCCCGGAGUACCUCAUCGUGCAGAGACCCAGCUCAGGUCUCCUGGCUGGGCUCUGGGAGUUCCCAAGUCUCCCACUGGCUCAGGAUAUGCAGGAGGAGAAGCAGAGAGAGCUGCUGGCAGAUCGUCUUCAGGCCUGGACGGGGUGGCCUCUGCCCUUUUCACGUCUUUCCAUCUUCUCACAGGUCAUCCACAUCUUCUCUCACAUCCACCAGACGUAUGUGGUCUACUCCCUGCCCCUGAAUGGAGAUCCUCUGCAGGCUGCCCUGGCUCAGAACCUGGCUCAGCUCGGGGUCCUCCUGUGCUCCCCGCAGGUGCUGAAGGCACGCGAGGGGGAGAGCGGCGCUGGCACG
Messenger RNA from Merops nubicus (carmine bee-eater), 1280 nucleotides. RefSeq names its product mutY homolog (gene MUTYH). NCBI's taxonomy places the organism in Eukaryota, Metazoa, Chordata, Aves, Coraciiformes, Meropidae. Gene Ontology annotation, biological process: base-excision repair; mismatch repair. The record is from RefSeq and is a predicted model, not a curated record. Gene Ontology annotation, cellular component: nucleus. Gene Ontology annotation, molecular function: oxidized purine DNA binding; purine-specific mismatch base pair DNA N-glycosylase activity; 8-oxo-7,8-dihydroguanine DNA N-glycosylase activity.